CGCAACACUCAGUUCGUUCGUUCGCUCUUUCCAAAUUCAACGUGCAAAUCAACUUCUUCAAAAUAUUUGCGAACAAAAAUAGUUUUUACUCAAUAAAACCCGCCCUGACAUAGUGAACGAUGUCCGCUGCCACCGACUCGGCCUCGCUGGAGGACACCGCCACCGUCGGCUUCCAGAUCAUCGCCCUGGCCAAGGACAAACCGGGCGGCAUCAACAAUGACGAUCUUGUGGCAGCCAUACCGGAGGUGAAACCGGAACACCGGGUCCAAGCGUUGAACAAAUUGCUCCAGGAGGGGGUACUGGAGAUUCUGAAGAAGGGAACCACGCUCAUCUACCGGUUGAAGGAUCCGUCGAAGAAGUCCACCGCACCGAAGGACAUCGACAACGAGGAGAAGAUCAUCUACAAUAUCAUCGAGGAAGGUGGUAACAAGGGCAUCUGGAUUAGGGACAUAAGGGUGAAAUCGAAUCUGAUUAUGACGCAGCUGAACAAGGUGCUCAAGCAGCUGGAGAACAAGAAGCUGAUCAAAGCUGUGAAGUCGGUCAAUGCCAGCAAGAAGAAAGUCUACAUGUUGUAUAACCUGGAGCCGGACCGAUCCAUUACCGGAGGCGCCUGGUACCAGGAUCAGGACUUUGAGGCGGAGUUCGUGGACGUCCUGAAUCAGCAGUGCCUGCGGUUUCUGCGGAUGAAGCGUGAAUCAGCCAAGGAGUGCCGUGAUGGACCGCUGGCGGUGCAGAAGCUGUCCUACUGUUCGGUGGGAGAUGUUCACAAGUUCAUCUCCGAUUUGGGCAUCAGUAAGAUUAGCCUGGAUGAGGACGAUUUGGAAACGAUUUUGAAAACGGUAGUCUACGACGGGAAGGCCGAAUCGAUUCCUACGGCGGAGGGAAAGUAUCUGUAUAAAGCGAUCGAAGCUCCGAUGUCUUCGCCCGGAUUGGUUCAGAUGCCGUGCGGAAUCUGUCCGGUGAUAAGGAACUGUUCCGAUUGCGGUGCUAUUACUCCCAAACUGUGUUCGUACAUCAACGAGUGGUUGGAUUAGAAAAGACUGACGUAAGGUGAGUUA
Aedes albopictus (Asian tiger mosquito) is the source of this 1058-nucleotide messenger RNA. RefSeq names its product DNA-directed RNA polymerase III subunit RPC6 (gene Polr3F). The record is from RefSeq and is a predicted model, not a curated record. The transcript has 2 exons. NCBI's taxonomy places the organism in Eukaryota, Metazoa, Arthropoda, Insecta, Diptera, Culicidae. Bases 120 to 1034 code for a protein of 304 amino acids. Gene Ontology annotation, biological process: transcription by RNA polymerase III. Gene Ontology annotation, cellular component: RNA polymerase III complex.